Molecule: messenger RNA, 486 nt
Organism: Pipistrellus nathusii (Nathusius's pipistrelle)
Lineage: Eukaryota; Metazoa; Chordata; Mammalia; Chiroptera; Vespertilionidae
Source: the annotation of a GenBank genome assembly
AUGGCCGGGAUUUUGCGCUCAGUAGUUCCGAGGCCCCUGGGCAGACUACCCACCGUGACAAAAGGUGUGGAGUCUCUCCUUUGUACGGAUUGGAUUCGUCAUAAAUUUACCAAGUCAAGAAUUCCAGAUAGUGUGUUUCAACCUUCACCAGAAGAUCAUGAAAAAUACGGUGGGGAUCCACAGAACCCUCAUAAACUACAUAUAGUUACCAGAAUAAAAAGUAUAAAAGGCCGUCCAUAUUGGGAAAAAGAUGUAAUAAAGAUGCUUGGAAUAGAAAAGGCGCACACCCCUCAAGUUCACAAGAACAUCCCUUCAGUGAACACAAAACUGAAAGUGGUUAAACAUUUGAUAAGAAUCAAGCCCCUGAAGUUGCCACAAGGACUCCCCUCCGAGGAGGACAUGGCUCACACCUGCCUCAAGAGCAAUGGCGAGUUAGUGGUCCGGUGGCAGCUGAAACCCGUGGACCAGAAAGCCAUUAAGUCCUAA